AUGAAGAAUUCACUGCACUUGUGCACUAUUUUGCCAGGGCUAUUGCUGUUUGUAUUCAGCGUUGUUUCCGAAAGUACAUUUACCAGCUUCCGCCUGCCAAACCAUACCGUUCCAACGCACUACACCUUGCGGUUGGAUACUAAUUUUCAUCGAAACACCUUCGAGUACACUGGAAACGUGCAGAUUUCAAUUAACGUAGUCGAACCGACCAAUCAGAUAGUGCUACACAGUGUCCGUAAUGUGAUAUCGAGACUUCAACUUCGCAAUUGUGAAGGGAUCGCGGAAAAAAUUAUAAAUUACAAGCUUGAUGCCGAGAAAGAGUUUUUAGUGAUAACCGUGGUAAAAAUGCUUACACCGAACAGCGGAUUACAUACUCUUGAGAUUGAUUUCACUAACAACAUUGAUCGUGACGAUCGUGCAGGAUUUUAUAAAUCGUCCUACGAGAACGAUCAAGGUGUGACACGAUACCUUGGUCUAACAGACUUUGAAGCAUGUGAUGCAAGAUCUUCGUUUCCAUGCUAUGACGAACCGGGAAUAAAAACUACGUACGAUAUUUUGAUCAGCUGUGAUCCAGACUAUCAUGUUCUUUCUAAUGCGCCAGUUCGUCGCGUAAAGGUUUUAUGCGAUGGGAGAAAGCUGUUCACAUUCUCCAGAACGCCGCGAAUGCAAUCUUAUCUGGUAGCCUGGCUUGUGUCAGAUUUUGUUUCGGAGCGAGAUGUUUUAACUCAACCACAGUUAACAAUUAGCUCGUGGGCGUCCCCUACAUCAGCUAAACAGUUAUCGUAUUCUGUCGAUAACUCCAAACGAUUGAUUCGAGUCAUGGAAGAGUAUUUUGGAGUGCGUUAUAGCAUGCAAAAAAUUGACAGCGUGGCUAUCAAAUCAUCUGAUUUCACUGCCGGAGCAAUGGAGAACUGGGGGUUGAUUAUGUACAGGGAAAGUGCGUUUUUGUUCGACUCGGAAACACAGAACCAGCGACAGCAAUUGCGAGUGGCCAAUAUUAUCGCUCAUGAGCUAACACACCAGUUCUUCGGUAAUAUGCUGGCCCCAAAAUGGUGGAGCUAUCUUUGGCUAAAUGAAGGAUUUGCAACCUUUUUUUCGUACUAUUUAGGGGAUGUCAAAAGUUCCGAGAUGCCUCUUCGUCGACAACUGAUUACUAAUGUACUGCAAGCAGCGAUCAGUGGGGACGGUUCAGCAAAUGUGCGUCCUAUGACGUACUACGCGGAAACUCCACAGGACAUUGCUAAAUUAUUUGAUGAUGUUGCAUACAAAAAGUCUGCCAGCGUUAUUCGUAUGAUGCAAUAUGUGCUGGGCGAAAGUACAUUUCGGAAGGGUCUACAUUACUAUCUCAAAGAAAACAAAGAUAAUGGCGUUGUGGAAGAAUCGAAUCUAUACGAUAGCCUUGAAAAAGCUGCUAAGCAAGAUGGUGUCCUGCCAAAAGGCUUGUCGAUGAACGAAAUUUUCGAAUCCUGGUCCCAUCAAGCAGGAGUUCCAUUAGUAACCAUACAUCGUGAAGGCAACGAAUACGUUUUCACUCAACAGCGCUUCUUCCAUGAGCUUCAGAAAGAACCAUCGCACGCUUCCUGGUGGAUACCGAUUUCAUUCGCUACUACAAACAACACAAAGUAUGAGAUAUUACCGGCGUUUUGGAUGCAUCCAAAUACAUCAAACACGUCUUAUACAAUCCCUGCCUCUGCAGACGAAAUUGUAUUGUUUAAUCCUCACGCAGCUGGCUAUUAUCGUAUUGAAUAUCCGGAAAAUAUGAUGCGAAGUUUGGUUAAGCAGCUGGAGACAAAUACGACUGCUAUUGAACCUGCUGCACGUGCUCGCCUGAUCGAUGAUUCAUUAGCUAUAGCGCAUUCCAAAGGAGGCGAUUAUAAAAUGGUGUUCCAGUUGAUGUCGUACUUGCGCCGAGAAGUUGAUUACGAGCCCUGGAUGGUGGCACAUACACAUAUUCGUUACCUGCAAGCUAUGCUUCGUUCUGAUGAAAAUGCCACACAGCUAUUGAAUUCAUUCGUUGUAAAAAUAGCUUCCCCUUUGCUCAAGCAUUACGGAUAUCAGCAGCGAUCGAGAGAGUUUGUUUUGGCUGAGGAACUACGUACUAUUGCGAUUGAAUUGGCAUGCAGUGCCAACAAAGCAUGUUUGACGGUUGCCCAACUUUCCGUAAGAAAUUUUCUUUAUAGUAAACGAUCCCAUCCCGCUAUGAUAAACUCUGGUUUGGUGUACAUCGGACUGAAGCAGAGUGACGCCGAUCUACGACAAGCGUAUGUGGAAAAAGUGUUCAUCAACAACAACACGAACGCAGAUCCUUUCAUCAAGCAAUAUGUAACCAAAUCCUUUGGUUGCAUGGGAAAGAAUGCUACACUUUUGCGAUCGUAUGCCAAGCAUAUAUUUGAGCUUAAUGAUCUCGAUCGCCAAAAGGCAUUGCAUCGUUUGAUUGUAGCAUCCAAGGUGUCACUCAAUGAUGUCUUAACAACGCUUGAAUCGGAGCUUUCAGUACAUCACAGAAACACGAUUCAUGACACCGCUAUUCGAAAAAUUCUACUUGACUUGGCUCGAUUUGUCAUUGAUCCGGAGGAGGCGAAACUAUUGAUGUCUACUGUUUCUACUUAUGCCUCAUCAAGUGCAUCGGACAUCGAGGAGCAACUAAUGGUCAACCGCAAAUGGAUAUGUCGAAAUUUGAUUCCUUUAACAGAUGCGCUGCGUCAGUUUGCGGAUUCCUAA
Anopheles nili is the source of this 2721-nucleotide messenger RNA. Its product is annotated as glutamyl aminopeptidase-like. NCBI's taxonomy places the organism in Eukaryota, Metazoa, Arthropoda, Insecta, Diptera, Culicidae. Gene Ontology annotation, biological process: peptide catabolic process; proteolysis. The coding region runs from base 1 to 2721 and encodes 906 amino acids. The record is from RefSeq and is a predicted model, not a curated record. Gene Ontology annotation, cellular component: cytoplasm. Gene Ontology annotation, molecular function: zinc ion binding; metalloaminopeptidase activity; peptide binding. The transcript has 5 exons.